Messenger RNA from Dioscorea cayenensis subsp. rotundata (Guinea yam), 1402 nucleotides. RefSeq names its product probable 2-oxoglutarate-dependent dioxygenase At5g05600. Lineage: Eukaryota; Viridiplantae; Streptophyta; Magnoliopsida; Dioscoreales; Dioscoreaceae. The transcript is spliced from 3 exons. The record is from RefSeq and is a predicted model, not a curated record. Bases 79 to 1152 code for a protein of 357 amino acids.
AUAUAUAUAUCCUCUUCAUCUUCUUGAUUAAUUUCUUGUGGUAUAUAUAUAUAUCUAAAUAUAAUUUUAGAAACAAUUAUGGAUAGCUUGGAUGCAUGGCCAGAACCAGUGGUGGCAGUGCAAAGCUUAGCAGAGGCAGGCAUAGAGACAAUCCCAAAGAACUACAUAAAACCAGAGUCAGAGAGGCCGUCGUUAACCGACGUCUCUAGCCCGAAUACUCUUCAAAUACCGGUGAUCGAUCUCGGUGGUCUUGCUGAAGGUGUGGUUGAGUGUCGUGCCACGAUGAAGGCGAUAUCGGACGCUUGCCGUGAUUGGGGGUUCUUUCAGGUGGUGAACCAUGGAGUUAGUGUUGAGCUUAUGUCAAAGAUGAAGGAAAUUUGGAGAGCUUUCUUUCAUCUUCCAAUGGACCAAAAACAAUCAUAUGCUAAUUCUCCGACUACUUAUGAAGGUUAUGGUAGUCGUCUCGGUGUCGAUAAAGACUCCAUUCUUGAUUGGGGGGACUAUUUCUAUCUUCAUCUCCUUCCUUUUGCUAUCAAGAACCCUAAUAAAUGGCCUUCUCUCCCUUCUUCUAUUAGAGAGACAAUAGAAGAGUAUGGGAGUGAAGUAGUGAAGUUAUGUGAAUUGUUAAUGAAGGUGAUGUCCUUAAGUUUAGGGUUGGAUGUAGGGGAUUUUCAAGAAGCAUUUGGAGGAGAAGAAGUGGGAGCUUGCAUGAGAGUGAACUAUUACCCAAAGUGUCCACAACCUGAGCUUACUCUUGGACUCUCACCUCACUCUGAUCCUGGUGGCCUAACCGUUCUCCUCCCUGAUCAUCAUGUUCAAGGCCUUCAGGUUCGGAAAGCCGGUUCUUGGGUCACUGUCCAACCCUUCCCAAACUCCUUCAUCGUUAACAUAGGUGAUCAAAUUCAGGUGUUAAGCAAUGCAGUGUAUAAGAGUGUAGAACACCGGGUGAUAGUGAAUGCAGAAGUUGAAAGGAUCUCCAUUGCCUUCUUCUAUAAUCCGAAAAGCGAUUUACCGGUCGGUCCGGCGAGGCAGCUUAUCACACCCGAUCGGCCGCCUCUUUAUCGAUCGAUGACCUUCAAUGAAUACCGUCUUUAUAUCAGGAAGAAGGGCCCUAGAGGGAAGACACAGGUUGAAUCCUUGAAGGCUGCAUGAGUUGUUCAUAAUUAUCCAUAAUUAUAUAAUAUUUUUCCACCUUUGUUAUGUCAUUAUCUAUCUAUCUAUCUAUAUAUAUGUAUGGCUUGAUUAGGGUUUCUGUACGUGGGUGUUCAUGUGAUCAUGUAUUUGCACUUGUGUUCUUGAUAUAUGUAUAAAUAAUUUGUGCGCAAGGCUAGUAAUGUUUGUGUUUGUGUUAUAUUUUAUGUGUGAUUUGAUUGGAGAAGUAUAUUAUAAUUAAAGGCAUGUG